This is a messenger RNA of Cucurbita maxima (winter squash), 1249 nucleotides long. Its product is annotated as protein ABHD17C-like. The record is from RefSeq and is a predicted model, not a curated record. NCBI's taxonomy places the organism in Eukaryota, Viridiplantae, Streptophyta, Magnoliopsida, Cucurbitales, Cucurbitaceae. The coding region runs from base 159 to 1037 and encodes 292 amino acids. The transcript has 5 exons.
UCUGAUUUUGGACCUUUCUCUCUCUAUCUCCUCCGCAGCCUUUGACCGUAUCUCAGCCCUACAUCUCUCUUUCCGUUCCUCCAAUUUCUCACCUUCUUCUUCUUCAUGCGUGAGCCAUUGCGAAUUUCAUCUCCCAAAUUUUCCGAUUCAUCGCCUUAAUGGGAAAUGUAACCGGCGGUGUGGCUGCGAAGUUUGCCUUCUUCCCACCGGAGCCUCCAACCUAUGACGUUUACAGAGGGGACGAUGGAAGGCUCGCCUUCUCCGGCGUGUCCGCCGAUAGGAAUAUGGACGUCAAUUUGCUUGAUACCAAGGCCGGUAAUAGGAUCGUGGCCACCUUCUGGAAGUAUCCUUUUGCUCGAUUGACGCUUCUUUAUUCCCAUGGAAAUGCCGCUGAUCUUGGCCAGAUGCACGAGCUCUUCGUUCAGCUCAGAGCUCACCUUCGCGUUAACAUCAUGAGCUACGACUAUUCAGGAUAUGGAGCAUCUACCGGUAAGCCAUCUGAAUUCAAUACAUAUUACGACAUAGAAGCUGUUUACAAUUGCUUGAAGCGUGAUUAUGGGAUCAAGCAAGAAGACAUGAUUCUAUAUGGGCAAUCUGUGGGGAGUGGACCGACCCUUCACUUGGCAUCUCGACUACAAAGAUUAAGAGGCGUCGUUCUUCACAGCGCCAUACUUUCAGGCAUUCGAGUAUUGUGUCCUGUCAAAAUGACAUUUUGGUUUGACAUUUUCAAGAACAUAGACAAGAUAAGGCUGGUGAGCUGUCCCAUUUUGGUUAUGCAUGGAACAAAUGAUGAUAUUGUUGAUUGGUCCCAUGGAAAACGACUUUGGGAGCUUUCAAAGGAAAAGUACGAUCCGUUAUGGGUGAAAGGCGGGGGACAUUGUAACCUCGAGACGUUCCCCGAGUAUAUUAAGCAUUUGCGUAGGUUCAUUAAUGCAAUGGAGAAGGUCCCAACUAAACAAACGAUAAAACAACUCACUUCUACCCCGAGCAUCACGGAGUCGAAACAUAACAAGUGCUUGAGAUUUAGAAAACGAUAGUUUUGUGUUGUCGUGAUUGAAGUAGAGACUGAAUCAAAGAUAAUUUUGUUGUAUCUGCUUCGCCUGUCUUCACGUCCAAAAGAGUUCAACAAUCAACACGCUUGGUGUCACAGUCAUGCUUGUGGUCGCAUGUCGGAUGUCCCAGUCAUGCUUGUCCAGGACAUAUUAUCCAUGGUUGCAUGCCCAUUCAAAACCUCUUUUACUUGCUUUCA